Molecule: messenger RNA, 783 nt
Organism: Rhizophagus irregularis DAOM 181602=DAOM 197198
Lineage: Eukaryota; Fungi; Glomeromycota; Glomeromycetes; Glomerales; Glomeraceae
Source: RefSeq, a predicted model, not a curated record
UGUCAAAAAUUUUAUUUGAAAAUUUUGUUUAUCCUUCGCAAGACGAGUACAAACUUGCUACUGAAAAAUAUUUAAAAGACAAAAACCUGGAAUUUAUAUGCCAGUUCAAAAAAAAUCAAUGGAUUAUUUUUUUCAAAAAAAAAAUUGCCCUUAGUAUAACAACAUAGAAGCAUACGAGAGACGUUCACGUCUAGAGUCAAAGAUGUUAUGUAUUCUGUUUUUAAAACAACUGGGCAUAAAUUACUGUCUAUUAACACUCAGGCUAGUCCGUCAAAGAUUCAGGAAUGGAAGAGUAAGCCGAAGGUGAAAAGAUGUUACAACAAUCUAUUUAAAAAGGUUAAAGAUGGGCAACCUAUGACAUAUAUGUCACUGAUAAUUGAUAAGUUGCGAAAAGAAAAUAAAAAUCCCUCAAAAACACAAAUAGCGUAUGCGAUUAGCAUAUGUGAAACGUACUUAAAUCCUAAUAAUCAAAACAUUCAAAUGAGCGAAAGUAUAAUGAAGUCGAAGAUAAUCAACAACUUAUUGGAAAAUAGGGAUAAAUUUACACAUUCAGAUAAUGAUUCUCAUGAUGGUAAUGAUGUAGAUGAUAGUGGUGAUAGAGCAGCUGAUGAUGAAGCAGGUGCGGCUGACAAUGGUGUGACUAACAAUGGUAGGCCUAAUGAUGAUGCAGCUAACGAUGGCAUAGCUGACAAUGAUAUACUUUCUAGUGACUCUUAUAACACCGAGGAAGAUGGUCAGUAUGUAAAUAGUUUAAUAGAGAAUUAUGAGUUGCGUAAGAAAUAA